AGCAGAGCAGAAGGAGAACCAAAGAUCUGAAUCACGGUGGAGAUGGGUGAGGAGGAAAGACUUGCUGGCAUCCUGGAUGAUAUAGUUGAUAAUGAAUUUGGUAGCUUCAAAUGGCACCUAAAGAGAGAGAUCUGGAAUGGCAUGGAUCCCAUCAAGGCCUCCAAGCUGGAGAAGGCGGAGAGGCUCGACGUCGUGGACCUAAUGGUGCAGACGUACCAGUUCGCUGGAGCUGUAAUAGUUAUGAGGACUAUUUUGGAAAAGAUCAAGAGAAUUGACCUGGUGAAGAAGCUCAGUGACCCGAGUCCUGAAGCCGCAGUUGAAGAUUUUGCUGAUCUGUGUCAACAUGGCCACAAAGAACAUCUGAAGAAGACAUUGCAAUGUCUCCGUGAAGGCAUCGCAGAAGCUGGAAAGAAAACCUUUCUAAACGAUAUCUACACAGAGCUCUACAUCUUGGAUGGAGGAUCUGGAAAGGUUAAUAAUGAACACGAAGUCAGACAGAUUGAAAGAGCAACCAGCAAACCAGGAAAAACAAUCCUACUAGAAGACAUCUUUAAACCCCAACCUGAAAAUAACCAACCAAUUAAAACAGUGAUGACAAAGGGAGUGGCCGGCAUUGGGAAAACAGUCUUAACACAAAAGUUCACUCUGGACUGGGCUGCAGACCAAACCAACCAGAACAUCCAGUUCAUAUUUCCAUUCACUUUCAGAGAGCUGAACACAUUGAAAGAAAAAAGGUUCAGCUUGGUGGAACUAAUCCAUAAAUUAUUUAUUAAAAGCAAAGAUGUCUGUAACUUUGAACAGUACCAGGUUCUGUUUAUCUUUGAUGGUCUGGAUGAGAGUCGACUUUCACUGGACUUCCACAACAAAGAGAUCCUGACUGAUGUCACAGAGUCCACCUCAGUGGAUGUUCUGCUGAUAAACCUCAUCAGGGGGAAACUGCUUCCCUCUGCUCUCCUCUGGAUAACUACGCGACCUGCAGCAGCCAAACAGAUCCCUCCUGAGUUUAUAGACAGGGUCAUAGAGGUCAAGGGGUUCACCGACUCACAGAAGGAGGACUACUUCAGGAAGAAAUUCAGAGAUGAUGAGGAGAAGGCCAACAGGAUCAUAUCACACAUCACCGCAUCCCGAAGCCUUCACAUUAUGUGCCACAUCCCAGUCUUCUGCUGGAUCACUGCUGAUGUUCUGGAGGAUGAAUUGAAGAGCAAAGAGGGAGGAGAGCUGCCCAUGACCCUUACCGAGAUGUACAUCAAGUUCUUGGUGGUUCAGAUCAAAAUCAAGAAGAGAAAGUAUGAUGGGGGAGCUGAACGAGAUCCAGACAUCAGUAAGAUGGUUCAGGCUUUGGGAAAACUGGCUUUGGAGCAGCUGCUAAAUGGAAACCUCAUCUUCUAUAAGUCAGACCUCCAGGAUUGUGGCAUAGAGAUCAAAGAUGUUUCUUUCUCAGGAGUGUUCACUGAGAUCUUUAAAGAGGAGACGGGGAUGGGCGAAACCUCUGUCUUCUCCUUUGUUCAUCUGAGCAUCCAGGAGUUUCUGGCUGCAGUCUACAUGCUCCACAGUUUCACCACAAAGAAUACAGAGGUAAUGAUGAUGCUCCUGGAAGAAGACGACCACUCGUCUUUGUAUUACUUCUUGACUUCUUUCUUGAGCCUGUCCAAGAAAACAGACCAUGGCUACACACUGGAUGAGUUCCUGAAGAAGGUCAUGGAGAAAUCCCUCAGCAGUGAAAAUGGCCACCUGGACCUGUUUGUUCGCUUCCUUCAUGGCCUCUCUGUGGAGUCCAACCAAAGACUCUUAAGAGGCCUGAUGGGUCAGACAGAGAACAGCCCAGAAACGAUCCGGAGAAUCACAGACAAUCUGAAGAAGAUGAACACUGAUGACAUCUGUCCUGAUAGAAGCAUCAACAUCUUUUACUGUUUGAUGGAGAUGAAUGACCUCUCAUUCUGUAAGGCGAUUCAACAGCUCCUGGAGUCAGGGAAGAAACUUUCAGAGGUCCAAUGCUCAGCUCUUGCCUACAUGCUGCAGAUGUCAGAGGAGGUUCUUGACGAGUUGGACCCAAAGAAGUACAACACAACAACAGAUGGACAACAGAGACUGGUUCCGGCUGUGACAAAUUGCAGGAAGGCCGUACUUGGUAAGUGUUGGCUCUCAGAGGUUGAAUGUGAAGUUGUGGCCUCGGCUCUGCAGUCCAACCCCUCCCAUUUGACUGAACUGGAAAUAAGUCAGUUCUGCAAACUGAAAGACUCUGGAAUGAAGCAUCUGUGUGAGAUCCUGGAGACUUCAGUCAGCAUAGUGAAGAGUUUGAAGUUGGAGAAUUGCUGCUUGUCAGAGACCAGCUGGUGUUCCCUGUUCUCAGCGCUGAAGUCCAACUCCUCCCAUCUGACAGAACUGGACCUGAAUGGCAACAACGACCUGAGAGAUUCUGGAGUGAAGGAGCUCUGUGGUUUCCUGUGUACUCCUCUCUGCAAAAUACAAAAACUGAGAUUGCAAGACUGCGGGUUGACAGAGCUCAGCUGUGCUUCCCUGGUCUCGGCUCUGAAGUCCAACCCGACCCAUCUGAAGGAACUGAACCUGAGCCUCAACGAUGGCCUGAAAGACGCCGGAGUGAAGGAGCUUUGUGCUUUUCUUCAGACUCCUUUCUGCAAAAUACAGACCUUGAGACUGAGAAGCUGCAGUUUGUCAGAGAUCAGCUGUGCUUCUCUGGCCUCAGCUCUGAAGUCCAACCCGACCCAUCUGACAGUACUCAACCUAAACUACAACAAACAUCUCAGAGACGCUGGAGUCAAAGAGCUCUGUGGUUUUCUACAGAGUCCUGACUGUAAAAUACAAAGACUCAGUUUGGUGAACUGCAAGCUGUCAGAGGUCAGCUGUGCUUCUCUGGUCUCGGCUCUGAAGUCCAACCCCUCCCAUCUGGAACAACUGGACCUGCUUUCGAACAAACUGAAGAGUUCAGACAUUCAGCAGCUGAAGGAUCUGGUGAAGACUGUGAGGUUGAAAUGAUCUCAGGAAAAAGAGAGAAGCAUCGCUGUGUCCCGAUGAGUCGCCUGAAUGCCUGCUUGAAGAUGCAGUUGAAAAGAGAUUCCGAUGAUGAACUUUGGGAUGAAAGAUUUUUUGUAUCCUGUUUAUUUUCUCAUUAAAGUUUCGAAAAUAUUCUGAGUAAGGAGACGAGGGUCGGCUGAUUCCCUCUCCGGAUGUUUCAGAGCAGAGGGUCCAGAUCCAGGCUAUGUUCUAACAUUCAGACUUUACCUAUAUGUAUGUAGUUAUGAAACGAGAUAAACAGAGUGUGUUAGUUCCAUAGUUAUUGCUUGCUUUAUUGCUGCAUAAUCCAUGGUUUUGCUUAAGCGGUGGCUGUCCUAAAUAGAUACUUAUUAUAAAUAUACAUUGUUCUGUUGGUGUGUGCUUGUUGUAUUGGGUCAGGUAGAUGCUGCAGUUUUGUUUAUCUAAACCACAGAGUCACAGCUGAUUUUCCACAUCUUCCUUUUCUUCCUACCCUUCACUGGGCAUUUUUCUAUCUUAACAGUGAUUUUGUGUUUGAUAAAUAAGUUCCCAGGGUUUGCAACAAGCUUGGGAGUUGCAAUAAUCUCCUGCACUGUUUUAUAAAAACAGAUUAAGUUUGUAAUCAUAAUUUAGGUAUUAAACACGAUUUACUUCUUUAUUCAGUUUAAGGAUGAAUAAAUGUUUUCACGCUGCCUGUUUUGCAUCUGCUGGUCACCUGAUGUUGCGGCGGAGCGAAUGAAAUCAUGAAUCAGACAGAUGGAUGGAUCGCCUCAAGCUUCCUCUCGCCAUCACCGCUGAUGUUGCGUUUCUUUGGAUGGAUGAAGAUUCAAUUCCAAAUCCGUUCCACUCGGUGGCUUUGUGAGUUUUGAUCUGAACUUGAUUCAACUGGAAAGUUUCUCUCCGAUUUACUCUCAGCCUGCAACUAAAGCAUGUGAAAUAGACAUCGAGUCAACAGAUCCCAGCCUGCAGUUCUCUUUAUUCGCAUGCAGGUUUUGGAUGUUUUUUUGUUUUUUUUUUUCAUAAUAUUAUCUAUAGAUGUUUGGUCAUUUUAUCUGCUGCUGCAAUGAGCUCAGUGACUAAAUGAUGUUGUUUUUUUUAAUUAGAGAGAUGUAGCUUCUUUUUUAUGUCAAACAUUUCUUUUUUUCUUCUUUAUGAAGAGUAAAAAUAAAGUUUGUUGCUCUCCA
This is a messenger RNA of Poeciliopsis prolifica (blackstripe livebearer), 4175 nucleotides long. RefSeq names its product NACHT, LRR and PYD domains-containing protein 3-like. Lineage: Eukaryota; Metazoa; Chordata; Actinopteri; Cyprinodontiformes; Poeciliidae. The transcript has 9 exons. Bases 43 to 2994 code for a protein of 983 amino acids. The record is from RefSeq and is a predicted model, not a curated record. Gene Ontology annotation, molecular function: protein binding.